Ipomoea nil (Japanese morning glory) is the source of this 651-nucleotide messenger RNA. RefSeq names its product metalloendoproteinase 2-MMP-like. The transcript has 2 exons. Bases 1 to 651 code for a protein of 216 amino acids. Gene Ontology annotation, cellular component: extracellular matrix. NCBI's taxonomy places the organism in Eukaryota, Viridiplantae, Streptophyta, Magnoliopsida, Solanales, Convolvulaceae. Gene Ontology annotation, molecular function: metalloendopeptidase activity; zinc ion binding. The record is from RefSeq and is a predicted model, not a curated record. Gene Ontology annotation, biological process: collagen catabolic process; proteolysis; extracellular matrix organization.
AUGGCGGCUAAAGUCUUUCAAGUACUCUUAUAUGCAUUCCUCUUUCUCUUCCUCAUCCUUUUCCAAACAAACAUGGCGAUAUCGUCAGGUUUUGAGUUUAUCAAACCGUUGCAGGGAUCCAAGAAAGGUGACAAAGUGGAAGGACUAUACAACCUCAAAAAACACCUCAAAACAUUUGGUUAUAUUGAUGAUCUUUCCAUUGACAGUAAUAACUCUCCUGGAGCUGAUGAUUACUUUUCGGAUCAACUGGAGUCAGCCAUUAGAACCUAUCAGACCAACUUCAACCUCAACUCCACCGGAGUUUUGGACGCCGACACCGUGUCACAAAUGAUGAAGCCUCGAUGCGGAAUGCCAGAUAUCAUCAACGGCACAAACCUGAUGCAGCGGCGCCGCCGCGGAGGAGCCUUUGAAGUGGUGCCAAAUUAUUAUUUGUAUCCCGGAAUGCCCAAGUGGCCGGACAACAAACGCGUUCUCAAAUAUGGAUUCGCCGGUGGUACCCCGUCUAUGUUUUUCCGGCCUGUUAGGAGGGCCUUUGAAGAGUGGCAUACCAUUGGUCGAUUCUCGUUCACAAGAACUAACUUCAGAAGCGCAGAUUUAACUUUUCAAUUGUUCGCCGGUAAUCAUGGCGAUGGAAAAGUCAACGGUUUCUAA